AGGCUAGACUGGCCCGAGUUGCGGUCUGGACGUUAGAAGGCGGAUCCAGAACGGUAGGGACGAGGUCUUGGCCGGCUGAAGGCGGGGUCUGGCAGGCAGGAGGCGGGGUCAAGGCUGGCAUUCGCUGGCUGUGCUCCUGGCAGCUGCAAGCCUGGGCGUCACCAUGGCAGCAGGAACGCCGCACCGCUAAGCCUGAGCAAGUGCAGGCCAGUCCAGCUGAGCGCAGGACAAAGAUGCUGAACCUGACAAGCAGAUCGUUUAAGAGGUGGUCCUGACUCGACUCUUCUGGGGACUCUGAAGAUGGGGACUCAAGUGGUUAUGAGAUUCUGUAACUCCUUCCUGCCUGCAGUGCCCUCUCAACAGCUUCAGGCCUAUGUGGCCUGGGUGAACGCCCAGCUGAAGAAGAGGCCGUCGGUGAAGCCUGUGCAGGACCUACGACAGGAUCUCCGAGAUGGGGUGAUCCUGGCCUAUCUCAUCGAGAUUGUUGCAGGAGAAAAGUUGAGUGGGGUGCAGCUGAGUCCCAGUAACCAGCAAGAGAUGAAGAGUAAUGUGGAGAAAGUGCUGCAGUUUGUGACUUCCAAAAAGAUUCGUAUGCACCAGACUUCAGCUAAAGAUAUUGUGGAAGGAAACCUGAAGUCCAUCAUGAGGCUGGUCCUUGCCUUGGCAGCUCAUUUUAAACCUGGUUCUAGCAGGACAGUGAGCCAGGGAAGGGACUCCAGAGCCACUGUGCAGAGUCACCAACCGCACUGUGCCACUGCUAUGGCCCAAGGAGCAGCUGCUGCUCUGGCUGACGUGUGCCAUGACAUGUCACGGUCAGGACGGGAUGUCUUCCGAUACAGACAGAGGAACAGCAGCAUGGAUGAGGAAAUCGAGAACCCAUACUGGAGUGUGCGGGCGCUGGUGCAGCAAUAUGAAGGGCAGCAAAGGUCCCCAUCUGAGUCAAGCUGCUCCAGCCUGACUUCACCCAGUCCAAUCCACAGUGCAAAGAGUGAAUCCAUUAUAACCCAGUCGGAGGAGAAGGCAGAUUUUGUGAUUCUUCCCUCUGAAGGAAUUGAGAAUAGAACAGAGGAGACAGACUCUCCAUUAUCCCGAGACUGGAGGCUGACGAGCCCAGGAACCUGUCUAGAGACCUCGUGGGAAGAACAGCUGUUGGAGCAACAAGAACAUUUAGAAAAAGAAAUGGAGGAAGCAAAGAAAAUGAUAUCGGGACUCCAGGCCUUACUGCUCAAUGGAUCCUUACCUGAAGAUGAACAGGAGAGACCCUUGGCCCUCUGUGAACCAGGAGUCAAUCCUGAGGAACAGCUGGUUAUAAUCCAGAGUCGUCUGGAUCAGAGUAUGGAGGAGAAUCAAGACCUUAAGAAAGAGCUGCUGAAAUGCAAACAAGAAGCCAGAAACUUGCAGGGGAUAAAGGAUGCUUUGCAGCAGAGGUUGACUCAGCAGGACACAUCUGUUCUUCAGCUCAAACAAGAACUCCUAAGAGCAAAUAUGGACAGAGAUGAGCUGCAUAACCAGAAUGUGGAUCUGCAGAGGAAGCUAGAGGAGAGGAACAAGCUAUUAGGAGAAUAUAAAAAAGAACUGGGACAGAAGGAUCGCCUCCUUCAGCAGCAGCAGGCCAGGUUGGAAGAAGCACACCGGAAACUCUCGGAUGCCAGUUACCAGCAGGUGGAUCUAGAACGGGAGCUAGAACACAAAGACGUCCUUUUGGCUCACUGUAUGAAAAGAGAGGCAGAUGAGGUGACCAACUACAACAGUCACAGCUCUCAAAGCAAUGGCUUUCUCCUUCCAGUGACAGGGAAGGGUGCUGCUUCUGUCACCCACAGAGGGACUAGUGACCUCCAGCUCGUCCGAGAUGCUCUCCGGAGCCUGCGAAACAGCUUCAGUGGCCAUGAUCCUCAGCAUCACACCAUUGACAGCUUGGAGCAAGGCAUCUCUAGCCUCAUGGAGCGCCUGCAUGUCAUGGAGACACAGAAGAAACAAGAAAGGAAGGUUCGGGGCAAGUUGCCCAGAACUCAGGCAAGUACUGAAUACCGGGAGUCCUGGCCCCCUAAUUCAAAGUUGCCUCACUCACAGAGUUCUCCGACUGUCAGCAGCACCUUCACUAAAGUGCUCUAUUUCACUGACCGGUCACUUACGCCCUUCAUGGUCAAUAUACCAAAGAGGUUGGGGGAGGUGACAUUGAAGGAUUUUAAAGUAGCUAUUGAUCGAGAGGGGAGUCACCGAUAUCACUUCAAAGCACUGGAUCCCGAGUUUGGCACUGUCAAAGAAGAGGUUUUCCAUGAUGAUGAUGCCAUCCCUGGAUGGGAAGGGAAAAUUGUAGCCUGGGUAGAAGAAGACCUUGGAGAGAAUUAAUGCUGAACCUGGACACUCCCUGGCUGCUUCUCUCAGGAAAGAGGACUAAAACCAGCAUACACUAAGAAGUUUCUAAUAUGCACUGCCAAACAGAAGCUUCUUCAAGUGUGGCGGUCACAGGCCGGUCCUGUUUUGUGCCUGGCCUAUCUGGUACUUAAAAUCCCUGUCCCAAUGUAGACCAUGGAUUCAUCUGGAGUUCCUUGUCUGUGGGAACAGUGUUUUAUUCUGCUCUGAGGACAUCAAACCGAAGGCCUUAACCAACUGGGGAUGGAUGAUCCUGCUCCUGUGGGGGCAUAGCUGCUGUUAUCUGGAGCCUGGAAUUGGAUGUGUCACUCCUUUGUAUUACAGUGUUAGUUUAAUUGGCCUCAGUGGUUGCAGCAAUCAGAGUCACAGCAUCCGUGCUCACAGACAAGGCAAAGGUACCAACAUUAAUGUUUCUUCACAGGUAUUGCAAACCAAGAGUAACUCAUGAGGUGGUACCAAAGAGGAAAGCCACUCAUAUCCACUGAUGUGGACAUGGAUGGUGCUGACUUGUUGAUUGGAUGGAAAAAGGGCUGCCCAUAUUGUGUUAUACUAUGCUAAAACCACAAUUAAGACCUUGGGCUGCCUCUUCUGGUCUUAACUGGUUCUACAGCUUGUCCUUUAGCCCAUUAAGGGCAUUUUUCAUGUACUGCUGGUUUUCUCUGGGGACUCUUUAACUUUAGAGCCAUUUAUUUUUCUUCAAACUGAUGAACUUUGUAUUUGAAAGGUAUAAGGAGAGGCUCCUUAAAAUCCAGGCGGGUACGGAAAGGUGCUGCUACCCAUAUCUUCUUGACUCUGUCUCAUGACUCUCGUGGCAUCUCCUUUGAAGUUAAAAGGAGACAGACCAUUUUGUGUUUCCUUGUGACUUGGCGUACUAAGCAUGACUUACUGGUCUGCCUUUCAUUUCAAGGCUGGAGUUAUUUUCUAUUACAUAGUCUAGGCUGAUCCUUUAGGGCAUAAUAAAACCCACAUGGCAUGGAGCAUGAGUUGUGAAUGGCAGGGUUGAUUCUAGGUGAAGAAACCUAAAAUCAUUUCUCAUGUGCAACACUGUCAAGUGUAGAGGCUAAAGAGUUCAGCUUCCAGAGGUUGCUCAGUAACUUGGGGUUUCUCGUUCAUUCACAUAGCACCAUCAACCAAUCAGCCAUUAUUAUUUAUAUAUUCCCUGAAAGCAGUCUCUGACCACCAAUGUACACUGCCAAAUGGAAGAGUGGGGCAGAUAGAUCAGUUCUGGGUUCUUGAUCUGCCUGUCUCUGUUCAUCUCCCAUCUUCAGCCAUUUGAACAGACUACUCUUUGGAACUCUGAGAUAACAUCUUAUUGUUUUAUACAGACAUGUCUUUUAAGAAUAGUUCAUGUUUGGAGAAUUGUUUUGUACCCAUUUGCUUUUGUCUGAGAACCAUGUCUAUUUUUAUAACUUAAGUGUGACUUCUAUAUAAUCUCACAUUCUGAAUACUGUGCCCAUUUUCUAGAGAACCCAGUAGCUUUUAUACAGUCUCUUCUUACCACUUCUUGUGGUUUCAGAGCAAGCUUUAUUUUAUUAUGAGUAUACUGAUGACAAUUAAUCCCUGUUCAUUUCUAUCUGCUGUCUUAGAUAUGGAGGUAGUUUUAUGUAAUCUAGUUGACUGCUCUUCUAAAAGACAGGAGUUCAAAAGACCUACUGUCUUUCAUGUAAGUUUACCUGGUCUUCUAUUCAAAAAUGAUUUUGCAUCAGAUAUAACUGGAAAAGUUUGGGAAAGUCAGCCAUAAGCAAGAAUAACCCACUAUGAAAGCCAACAGAAAAAAAAGUGUAUUUUCCAUUUUUACCCAAGAAGUCUGGAGAAAAAGAAAAGUCUGUAUGUCACCAAUUUCUCUGUUGCAUGAAUUUCAAUGUUGUGCUAUAUAAAAGCAUGAAGGUUAUCAGGCUAAAAUUUGUUACUGUAGUCCUGGUACAAUUUAUCUUGACUGUAUGUCUCUUAAAUCAGCUUUUCCAUGUCAGUUUUCUUCCAGCAGUCUUACCAUAUUAUGUGGAAUUUAACUUUUCAGAGAAAAUUAAAUCAGAGCAAAAAACUU
Nannospalax galili (Upper Galilee mountains blind mole rat) is the source of this 4417-nucleotide messenger RNA. It is a transcript of the gene Dixdc1, whose product is annotated as DIX domain containing 1. Gene Ontology annotation, molecular function: protein binding. Lineage: Eukaryota; Metazoa; Chordata; Mammalia; Rodentia; Spalacidae. Gene Ontology annotation, biological process: canonical Wnt signaling pathway. The transcript is spliced from 21 exons. Gene Ontology annotation, cellular component: cytosol. The coding region runs from base 301 to 2349 and encodes 682 amino acids. The record is from RefSeq and is a predicted model, not a curated record.